AUGUCGGUGUUUCUUUUACCUGUUCGUGUCUGUGACUCGCUGGAGAAGAUGUUUAACCGGUAUUGGUGGGGUGGUGGAGGUACAAGAACUCGGGGGAUCCAUUGGCUAAGUUGGGAUAGAAUGUGCAUUCCCAAACCAAAAGGCGGGUUCGGCUUUAAGAGAUUACAUGAUUUUAAUAUGGCUCUGUUGGCCAAGCAAGGGUGGCGGCUUUUAAUUCAUCCUGAAUCACUCGUAACCCGUCUGUUAAAGGCCAAAUAUUACCCUAUGACGGAGUUUAUGGAUGCGCAAAUAGGGCAGAAUCCUAGCUUUAUUUGGCAUAGUAUUCUUGCCGGGAGGAGAGCUUUACAGUUGGGCGUUGCUCGUCGGGUGGGGGAUGGUCGUGACACAAAGAUAUGGGGUUGGGAGUGGCUCGCUGGACCUGCAAAUGAUAUCCCCAGAAUUUUGGCUACCCCAGUGAACAAUCAAUUUCGGGAUAGUUGGCGCUGGAAAGGUGACAUCCGAGGGUGCUACACGGUCCAACAUGGGUAUCGUUUGUUGGUCGGGGAGGCGAAUCUGCAAGGAGACACUCACGGCUUUACGGCGUGGAAGGCUAUUUGGGCGUUGCCAAUCCCUCCCAAGGUGAUUGUGGGUUCUUUAGUGGAUGAAGCAGUACGGUUGGCAAUAGGCAUCUGGACCAUCUGGUUAUCACGAAAUGAAGUGGUAUGGAAUAAUAAGCAACCUUCGGCUAUGACAGCCCGUGCGCAAGUGCUACAGCUUCAAUCUUGCUGGACAGAAACAUAUAAGGUUCAAUCCACUGCCAGUACGCAUGCGGUCACUUGGUCUCCACCUCCGAGUAACUUUAUCAAAUGCAACAUUGACGCUGCAUUAUCAGGGGAUGGUGCAAGCUACGGGGCGGUUGUCCGGGAUUCCGAGGGUCAGUUUGUUGCGGCUAAAUGCGGGCGUUUGGAGGGUGUAGUUGAUCCUUACAUAGCGGAGGUGCUUGGUGUCAAGGAAGCCUUGUUAUGGCUUAGUUCGCAACAUCGUCGCAAUAUCAUUAUUGAGUCUGAUUGUUUAAAUUUUUGUACAGCUUUUAAUUCGUGUAGUUUCGAUUUUUCGUGUGUUGGUCUUUUAGUGAAGCAAUGUCUGUCGAUUGCUAGUAUCAUGGAGAAUGUUAGUGUAUCCCAUGUCAAGAGAUCAUCGAACCGUGUGGCUUACGAGUUAGCUCGGGCGACCGUUUCUAUGGCUGGCUCAGAGGUGUGGACUGAAAUCCCACCGGCUUGUAUCAUGCGAUAUUUGAAUCAGUAA
This is a messenger RNA of Ipomoea nil (Japanese morning glory), 1284 nucleotides long. RefSeq lists its product as uncharacterized. Gene Ontology annotation, molecular function: RNA-DNA hybrid ribonuclease activity; nucleic acid binding. Bases 1 to 1284 code for a protein of 427 amino acids. The transcript has 3 exons. The record is from RefSeq and is a predicted model, not a curated record. Lineage: Eukaryota; Viridiplantae; Streptophyta; Magnoliopsida; Solanales; Convolvulaceae.